AUGGCUGCGCCAAGUCUCCUUCAGACAAAGUCGCAGGAGAGCAUCUUAUUAUCCCCUCAAACACCCCACAUCCAAACCACUGACUUGACAUACGGCGAGCGCAUCGAUUGUCCCUUUCUCACCCUCACAGCAGCGUUCUACCACCACGUCCAGCACUACCCGGACACAGUCGCGGCAAGGGAUCUCUCGUUGCAGCCGCCCCUGGAAACCACAUAUGCGCAACUAGGCAUGCUCUCCCAAAGCCUAGCACACCGUCUCCACAACCUUGGCGUCAGGCCCGGGGACCGCGUACCGCUGGUUGUUACACGAAGUACUGAGAUGCUGGUCGGCAUCUUUGCCAUUCUUAGCUGCGGCGCGCAGUACGUCCCGCUAGACGGAGGCGUCGUCCCGGAUACGACGCUCCAGCUCGUACUGAAGCAGACGCAGGCGAAGGUGGCCUUAUGCUUAAGAUCUACGGCGAGACGAGUCACUGCGAUGAAGGAUGUCCAAUGCCAGAUCGUGCUGAUUGAUGUAGAGCUCGAGCUGACCGUAGACGACGCUCAAGUGGCGACGCAGCGGCUGGAUCUUGCAUCGGCUGAGAGUGGGUGCUAUUGCGGCAGUAUGCUCACCAAAUCGCUAGGGACGACUGGAUCACCGAAGGGGGUGAGCGUGACACAUGGGAACGUCACCAAUCUCAUCUGCUUGUCUCCUGGCAAUCUGAGAAUUCGCCCAGGAACGAAAGUUGGCCAGGUGCUCAGCAUUAGCUUUGAUAUGGCUGCAUGGGAGAUUCUCGGAUGCCUCUGUAAUGGAGGAACGCUCCUCAUCAGGAGCUCUGAAUGGGAUCAGACUUUGCGAGAGAUCGAUACCCUCAUCUGCACGCCGGGUAUACUCUCUCGGUAUACCCCUGAGCAGUAUCCGAACAUCAAAACGGUAGCAACAGCUGGAGAACCAAGUUGGCAAAGUUUGGCGGACCUCUGGGCAUCUCACGGAACCUACUACAACUGCUACGGGCCAACCGAGACCACAAUUGUCAAUACAAUGUCCAAGCACAUCCCUCGCCAACCAUUGUCAAUUGGUCGUCCUACACCGAACAACAACGUAUACAUUCUUGAUUCUGACCUUAACCCAGUCCCGCAUGGCGAAGUGGGAGUCAUCUGGGGUGGCGGACGUGGUGUCUCGGCUGGUUAUGUUGACCAGCCUGACAAGACCGCGGAGAAGUACAAGUUUGAUUCGGUUGCUAACGAUGGCGCUUUGAUGUAUAAUACUGGCGACCUCGGCCAGUGGCGCCCAGACCGACAGAUCGACAUCUUGGGACGUGUUGAUGACCAGGUUAAGAUUAAAGGAUUUAGAGUGGAACUCGACGGCGUUUCUGCGUCAUUAUGUGCGGCUCCGGAAGUGUCUCAGGCAGUUGCCCUCCUUUUCGAAGACCAGAUUCAUGGGUUCGUGAGCCCCAAGUCCUGCGACUCCCAAGAGAUUUUCCAUCAUCUCCGGACUUGCCAACCCUACUAUGCUGUCCCCAGUCAGCUUCACUUGUGCGAUGAUCUGCCAAGGACAACCAACGGCAAAAUCGACAAGGCGGCACUUCGGAAAUUUGUUCUCGAACUCCAAAGCAGCCAUGACGGUUCUAGCACUUGCUCAAGAUCCAAGGCAGAAUUGGAGACUUCCUCAUCAGACCAAAGUUUGGAUGCGUUGUCUGAGAGUCCGAACCUUUCUAGCGACAUCAAGGAGAAGGACUUGACUCAGCCUUGGCGGGGUCUCAUCCACCGCGUACUUAUCCCUUAUCGAUCUCUCUUCUCGAUCGUGGCCAUCGGCAAUAUGGGUGCACUUAUUGCGACGCUAUCUCAAGAUAUUAACAAAGAUUGGCUGAGCACCAUGACCGCAAUCAACCUCACCAUUGCCGUUCUGGUCCGCCAGGACUUCAUCAUCAACCUCCUCUACACGAUAUUUUGUUCGGUUCCCAAGUCUUUCCCGCUAUGGAUUCGCGCGUCUUGCGCUAAGAUCUACCAUUUAGGAGGCGUUCACUCCAGUGCUGCAAUCUGCGCCGGCAUGUGGCUGCUGGCAUCUGCCCUUGUCAACGUUGCCUGCGGCACGGCGAAUCUUUGCACGUCGUUACCGCGUCAAUCUCUCGCAGUAACAGUGAUAUCAUGGGUGCUUAUUGCCUUAUUCUGUACCAUGAUUGUCAUCGCCUACCCAACCAUCCGAAAAUCGCGCCAUGACCUCUUCGAGCGAACCCACCGGUUUGUGGGCUGGACAAUGCUCUGUCUGUUCUGGAUCCAGACCUUCCUCGCCAUCAACGACCAUAGGUCACCAGACACAACGCUUGGCAACGCAGUGGUCACCACGCCAAGCUUCUGGCUUAUCGUAAUUUCCACAUGCAGCGUCGCUACUUCCUGGCUCUUCCUCCGCAGAGUCCCGGUCGAGGCUGACGUGCUAUCAAAUCACGCUGUUCAGCUACACUUUGACUACACUGUCCCGGUGAAUGGUUCAUUCGCGCGCAUUUCAUUCAGGCCACUCAUCGAGUGGCAUUCCUUCGCUACCAUCCCGGCACCGGAAGUCAUUGGCCUACGCCCGAAGGGCUACUCGCUUGUGGUGUCUAACGCCGGCGACUGGACGAAGCAGUGUAUUAAGAAGCCGCCGACGCAUAUCUGGGUCCGGGGCGUGCCCACGUGCGGCGUCAUGCGCAUCGCGACGCUAUUCAAUAGCGUCGUAGUGAUCGCUACAGGGUCAGGAAUCGGGCCGUGUCUCGGCCAUAUCCAGAACCCAUCAUGUCCGACGAAGGUCAUCUGGUCAACGAAGACACCUGAGACGACUUUUGGGCAGGGCCUCCUCGAUACCAUUAAGGAUAAGAUCCCUGAUGCAGUGAUCCAUGACACAAAGACUAAUGGCAGACCGGACUUAGUUAGGAUGGGGUAUAAUUUGGCAACAGCUCAUCAGGCCGAGGCGGUGAUUAUUAUUGCAAAUGAGAAGAUCACGAAGCAGGUUGUCUAUGGGCUGGAAACAAGAGGAAUCAACGCGUACGGUGCUAUCUGGGAUAGCUAG
This is a messenger RNA of Ilyonectria robusta, 3018 nucleotides long. RefSeq lists its product as uncharacterized. The record is from RefSeq and is a predicted model, not a curated record. Bases 1 to 3018 code for a protein of 1005 amino acids. NCBI's taxonomy places the organism in Eukaryota, Fungi, Ascomycota, Sordariomycetes, Hypocreales, Nectriaceae. The transcript has 7 exons.